AAAAAAACUGGAGGCCAGAUUUUUCAUCACGCCUCAAUAAAUGCAGACUACCUGAACAAGAUUAGACUCCAGAGUUUCACAAAAGUCAGGAUUUCCUGUCAUCAGCACAAUGUGACAAACAGUGGAAGUAGGCUGCCUCAGGGUCGCCACCGAGCGGUGUGUGUGGAGUGCUGCAAAGAGAGAGUGUGUUUGUUGGACUGAUCUGACACACCGAAGUGGCGCUGUCAGCGAGAGAGCAAAACGAAAAUUGAACCGGUGUGUCCGCAGACCAAAACGCUCUUUAAACUGGAGGGUGGCGAGAAGAAAAUUAAGAACUAAAUCUUCCCCUCUUUGAUAAGGAAGGCGGCCUGUAUUGCACCGCGAAGAUGGGGAACCGGGGAAUGGAGGAUUUGAUUCCUCUGGUGAACCGCAUGCAGGAUGCCUUCUCCGCCAUCGGUCAAAACGCAAACCUGGACCUGCCGCAGAUCGCCGUGGUGGGCGGCCAGAGUGCUGGCAAGAGCUCGGUGCUGGAGAACUUCGUCGGGAGGGAUUUCCUUCCUCGUGGUUCUGGUAUUGUAACCCGUCGUCCUUUGGUCCUGCAGCUGAUUAACUGUCCCACAGAAUAUGCAGAGUUCCUCCACUGUAAGGGCAAAAAGUUCACAGAUUUUGAUGAGGUCCGACAGGAAAUUGAGGCAGAGACUGACCGCGUCACGGGGGCCAACAAGGGCAUCUCCCCUGUACCCAUCAACCUGCGUGUCUACUCUCCUCAUGUGCUGAACCUGACCCUGGUCGAUUUGCCGGGAAUGACCAAGGUGCCAGUGGGCGACCAACCUGCAGAUAUCGAGUUUCAGAUUAGAGACAUGCUGUUUCAGUUUGUCACCAAGGAGAACUGUCUGUUGCUGGCUGUCUCCCCAGCCAACUCUGAUCUGGCCAACUCUGAUGCUUUAAAGAUUUCCAAAGAGGUCGACCCUCAGGGUCUGAGGACCAUUGGCGUCAUCACCAAGUUGGACCUGAUGGAUGAGGGGACAGAUGCUAAAGACAUCCUGGAGAAUAAGUUGCUUCCACUCAGGAGGGGUUACAUUGGUGUAGUGAAUAGGAGCCAGAAGGACAUAGAUGGGAAGAAGGAUAUUAAUGCUGCUAUAGCUGCUGAGAGGAAGUUCUUUCUCUCCCACCCUGCAUAUCGGCACCUGGCCGACCGUAUGGGCACUCCCUAUCUCCAGAAAGUUCUCAAUCAGCAACUCACCAAUCACAUCCGAGACACCCUGCCAGGCCUGCGGGCCAAGCUGCAGAGCCAGCUACUCUCCAUAGAGAAGGAGGUGGAAGAGUACAAGAACUUCAGACCAGAUGAUCCGUCUCGAAAGACCAAGGCUCUGCUCCAGAUGGUGCAGCAGUUCUCUGUGGACUUUGACAAGUGCAUAGAGGGCUCUGGGGACCAGAUUGACACAGCUGAGCUGUCAGGUGGUGCCAGAAUUAAUCGCAUCUUCCAUGAACGCUUCCCUUUUGAACUGGUCAAGCUAGAGUUUGAUGAAAAGGAGCUCCGCAAGGAGAUCAGCUACGCCAUCAAGAACAUUCACGGCAUCAGGACGGGGAUGUUCACCCCUGACCUGGCAUUUGAGACCAUAGUGAAAAAGCAGAUCCAAAAGCUGAAGCAGCCCACACUGAAGUGUAUAGAUAUGGUAGCAAGCGAGCUCACCUCCACCAUUCAAAAGUGUAGUCAGAAGCUGGCUCACUAUCCAGUGCUGAGAGAGGAGAUGGAGAAAAUUGUCACCCAGCACAUCAGGGACCGAGAAAGCCGCACUAAGGAUCAGGUGUUGCUGUUGAUAGACAUUGAGUUGUCCUACAUGAACACUAACCAUGAGGACUUCAUUGGAUUUGCUAAUGCUCAGCAGAGGAUCAACCAGAUGAGUAAGAAGAAAGCAGCUGGCAAUCAGGAUGAAAUCAUGGUGAUCAGGAAGGGCUGGCUGACCAUCAACAACAUCAGCAUCAUGAAGGGAGGAGCCAAGGAAUACUGGUUUGUCCUCACUGCAGAGUCUCUGUCCUGGUACAAGGAUGAUGAGGAGAAAGAGAAGAAGUACAUGCUGCAGGUGGACAACCUGAAGCUGCGUGAUGUGGAGAAAGGCUUCAUGUCUAGCAAGCAUAUCUUUGCUCUCUUCAACACUGAACAGAGAAAUGUGUAUAAAGACUACCGUCAGCUGGAGCUGGCCUGUGAGAGUCAGGAAGAUAUUGAUGCUUGGAAGGCCUCCUUCCUCCGAGCAGGAGUUUAUCCUGAACGGGUCACAGAGAAGGAAGGAAAGAGUGAUGGUGGUGAUGAAAACAGCUCUGACAAAUUUGUGCACAGCAUGGACCCUCAGCUCGAGCGGCAGGUGGAGACCAUUCGCAACCUGGUCGACUCCUAUAUGGCCAUUGUGAACAAGACUGUCCGUGACUUGAUGCCAAAAACCAUCAUGCACCUCAUGAUUAACAAUACCAAGGAGUUUAUUAAUGCUGAGCUGCUGGCCCAGUUGUACUCAUGUGCCGACCAGAACACGCUGAUGGAGGAGUCUCAGGAACAGGCCCAGCACCGUGAUGAGAUGCUGCGGAUGUACCACGCCCUGCGGGAGGCCCUCGGCAUCAUCGGUGACAUCAGUACAUCCACAGUAAGCACCACCAUGCCACCACCUGUGGACGACACCUGGUUGCAGGUGCAACGGAGCAGCUCCGGAGGAAGGUCUCCAGCCACCAGUCCAACUCCAAGCCGUAGGGCUCCACCAGGACCCCCAACCCGCCCAGUCUCUCGCGGGCCUCCACCUGCUGGAGGACCCCCUGUCCCGUCUCGCCCUGGAGUUUCCCCCGACCCUUACAGUGGGCUGCCACCCACUGUUCCCUCCAGACCUAACCGUGCACCCCCAAGUGUACCCAGUUGGAGACCCCCUCCCUCUCCAACCCACUAGACCUCUGAGCUCCUUCCUCCCUCCUCCCGUCAUCUCUCCUUCUUCUGGAUGAGAGGUCCUGGACAACAGCACCACCUCCUGGCCAUUUUCUGCCUCGCCUGACCUGAGCUGGUUCCCUUCUCCUGCUCCUCCCUCACAACCAGCCAUGUCUCUCUUUCUCUCCCCCACUCUCCUGUUUUACACAGAGAUGCACAAUACUUGAAACACCCCUGCACGACUGUCAUACAAACAUCCUGCACCCUCAGAAUUUAAAGAAAGUAUGUAGAAAAUAUUAAAUAAUUGAUAAGAAACUGACCCGUGUAUGUGCACAUGUGCAUGCACACUUGCUUACACACACACACACACACAUAUAUGUAUGUAUACACACACAAACUUUGUUGCUGCAUUAUUUUAUCAAGGCAGGCUCUGACCAGAAAGUGUAUUAUAUAUUGUAGUACGCCCUCCUGCAGGUAGCUGCAUGCGAGUAGUCACACAAGAGCCAGAGCCUACAUUUUUAGCUAAGAGGAAGGGAGUCUGUGACCUGGGUUGCAGCCCAUGACUGUUAGAUGCAGUAGCUCCUUGUACAUCCUCAUGGAAGAGGUUUUAAAUAUCUGGACUGUGUUUCUAAGUCACCUUUGAUCACAUUAUGCGUCAAAUCUCCUGAUAUAUUGAACCUUGAAAACCUUCAGCAUUUUAUUGUUGAUAAUAUACCAUCUCUUUUCUGUUCUUUCCUCUUUUUGUCUUCUUUUCCUUCUCUCAGUGGUCACGGGGGUGAGUGAGAAUAUGAAAACAGCUACGGUCUAUGUUUAAACUAUCAAACGCUCCUUCUGUUCUCACACUGCUACCUGAGAGCCUGAGGUCAACCCAUCUUUUUAGCUGUAUUUCACUGCUGUCAGUGUGAUGUGUUGUAGUUUGACCCCAGUCAAAAAUACCAAACCCACCAACCACCACUAACUCACCUGUACCUCAGUUGGCGUCUUUUACAAACCCCUGAAACACAUCAUUGAUCCUCUGUGACUCCUCGGCUGCAAAGCAAACACAACAAAGCAUAUUCCACUUAUUUAACAGUAAAUAGUUUAUUAUUGACAUACGGUAUCUUACUGUAUUAAUAUAUAUGUAUAGUACAUCUUAUGGGACUUGUACUUCUGUCUACAGCCAUGUUUGAAAAUGCUUAAUAUUUAAAUUAUGAAUAAAUUACUAUAAGGGAAUAACAUUUGAAAAUGUAUAAUGCAGUGAUGUAUAUGGACAUUGGAAAGUAGUUUGAUAUUUGUAGCAGACUUUUUUGUGCUUGUUCUUUUGUCUCUCUGUGCACAAGAGUAAGGAGGGGCAGCAUGAGUGUGUGAAAUCCAGCAGCAACCACCUCAUGCAUCUUGUUCAAACCGAUGCGGAUAGAAUGACGACUUUAUCCUGCAGGACCGCUGUGCUUUGUCAAUGCAUUAAAAAGCUUAGUGUA
Monopterus albus (swamp eel) is the source of this 4341-nucleotide messenger RNA. It is a transcript of the gene dnm1a, whose product is annotated as dynamin 1a. Gene Ontology annotation, biological process: receptor internalization; synaptic vesicle budding from presynaptic endocytic zone membrane. Lineage: Eukaryota; Metazoa; Chordata; Actinopteri; Synbranchiformes; Synbranchidae. Gene Ontology annotation, molecular function: microtubule binding; GTPase activity; GTP binding. The record is from RefSeq and is a predicted model, not a curated record. Gene Ontology annotation, cellular component: synapse; cytoplasm; microtubule. The transcript is spliced from 22 exons. Bases 366 to 2909 code for a protein of 847 amino acids.